This is a messenger RNA of Penicillium odoratum, 1680 nucleotides long. RefSeq names its product putative extracellular lipase. The record is from RefSeq and is a predicted model, not a curated record. The coding region runs from base 1 to 1680 and encodes 559 amino acids. The transcript has a single exon. NCBI's taxonomy places the organism in Eukaryota, Fungi, Ascomycota, Eurotiomycetes, Eurotiales, Aspergillaceae.
AUGCUCAUUCAUCUGUUCCUUGUUGUGCCGAUCCUGGCUGCUCCCUUUGAUAGAAGGGCCAGUGCACCCACAGUUACCAUUUCCACGCCCGAAGCUACCAUCAUCGGAUCAACUUCAAGCAAUAUCGACACCUUCAAUGGAAUCCCAUUCAGUCUCGCACCCACUGGGGCCCGUCGACUCAAGCCUCCACAGGCAAUCGCAACGUCACUGGGAAAAGUUGAAGCAACAGGAACAGCCAUGGGCUGUCCGCAGUUCUACUUUACGACAAGUACCAGCGACUUCCCCGUCUCUAUUCUUGGUGACAUUGCCGAUAUUCCGUUGUUUCAAACAGUCACCAAUGCCGGUGAAGACUGUCUCAAUCUCAAUGUCCAGCGUCCCUCGGGGACCACAGCCGGCGCAGGUCUCCCGGUCUUGGUGUGGAUAUUUGGCGGUGGUUUUGAACUUGGGUCCACAUCAAUGUAUGAUGGAUCGUCUAUCGUCGCUUCCUCGGUGACACUAGAUAUGCCUGUUAUCUUCGUGGCAAUGAAUUAUCGCGUGGGUGGGUUUGGGUUCAUGCCCGGAUCGGAGAUUCUCAAGGAUGGUUCUGCGAAUCUGGGUCUUCUGGAUCAGCGUCUGGCUCUAGAGUGGGUGGCCGACAAUAUUGAAGUGUUUGGAGGCGACCCGUCAAAGGUGACGAUCUGGGGAGAAUCUGCUGGAGCAAUCUCCGUCUUUGAUCAGAUGGCUUUAUAUGACGGUGACAUCACUUAUAACGGAUCGCCGCUGUUCCGAGGCGCUAUCAUGGACUCUGGGAGUGUUGUGCCAGCGGACCCAGUGGACGGGGUGAAGGGGCAGGCGGUUUAUGACGCCGUUGUCAAAGAUGCAGGGUGCAGUGGAGCGACCGACACACUCGAGUGUCUCAGAGAUCUGGACUAUACGACAUUUCUCAAUGCUGUGAACUCCGUUCCGGGAAUCCUAUCAUACAACUCUAUCGCCCUUUCAUAUCUCCCACGACCUGACGGCACAGUCCUAACCGAAUCUCCAGAAAUUCUGGUGGAAAGUGGCAAAUAUGCCUCUGUGCCAUUUAUUAUUGGAGACCAAGAAGACGAGGGAACGAUAUUCGCCUUGUUCCAAUCCAACAUCACGACUGAGACGGAAAUCGUCGACUAUUUGCAGGACCUCUUCUUUGCCGACGCAUCACGCACUCAACUCGAGGAUCUAGUAGCCACUUAUCAAACCAUUACAACUGACGGUUCGCCAUUCCGCACCGGAGUUCUCAAUAAUUGGUACGGACAGUAUAAGCGCCUGGCAGCAAUUCUAGGAGAUCUCACAUUCACGCUAACCCGUCGGUUAUUCCUCACGGUUGCUAAUCAAGUGAAGCCCGAUGUACCUUCCUGGUCUUAUCUAUCUUCGUACGAUUACGGUACUCUGUUGCUCGGGACAUUCCAUGCUUCAGAUUUAUUGCAAGUGUUUUACGGGAUUUUGCCAAAUUAUGCAUCCAAGUCCACGCAUUCGUAUUAUCUUUCCUUUGUUUAUGAUCUGGAUCCCAAUUCCAAGGCUACGGGAUAUACUGAGUGGCCGCAGUGGAGCGCUAGUCAAACUUUGAUGAACAUCUUUAGUGACUAUGGAGCUAUACUCGCUGAUGACUUUAGAAGUGACAGCUUUGACUUUAUUCAGGCAAAUGUCGGUUCGUUUCAUAUAUAG